CCCCUUUCCUCUUGACAGAUAACGUCCGUGGUGGCGUCGAAAAGUCGCAAAAGCAAAGCAUUACCGUUACCAAAUCAGACAUAAAACAGGACUACUCGAGUACUCGAGUGCGGUGGUCUAUUCCCACCUACCCGCCUUUUUCUCCCUGCUCUUCUGGGCCUCCAUUAGUUCUUCAGCAUAGUGUGGCAUAUGCUAGCGGUACUCGAGUAGUGUACCAUAGUGUCAGCUGUAGCAGUGAGAACAGUGGCAAUGGUGUCCACCUUCAACAUCCUCCUCACAUCUCUGCUCCUCCUCUUCCCCACGGAAAUCCUCGGCAGCGCCGGCAAGCGCUCUUAUUGCAAGCUCACAAGAACAUACACGUACCACGACAACCUCGGCCCACUAUUCGUCGAGCAUCGGUACACCUGUGCCUUCCCGCCCUCCCCCUCCAUCUCCCGCAGCCCUGCACCCUCUAAAAGUUACUCCGACCACACCUGGGGUCCAAUCCGCCUACCGCCACCCUGGGACCACCCGGCGGGCUCCCAGGCCGGCGAUGCACGAGUCGCUGAGCGCGGCAGCAUAAUCAGCGAGGCGGUGGACUACGCGCAGCAACUCCGCGACUCUCAGCAGAAACACCAGAUCGUGUCCUACGGCUGCGAGUACCUCCCGGAUUCCCGACGACUGCCGCAGAACAGGUACUCGAAUCUGUUCUGGGGGGUUAGUCAGCUGUUCAACCAGACCUGCCUUGCGCCCGGCGAGAUGGUCGAGUUCGUGGACUAUCGCCGGCCCUGGACGGCGGAUUGGCGGUUCACCAAUCUGAACCGUGGCGAGAGAUCCAUUUGCGAUUGGUACACUGAGAUGGCGAAUGUUGGGAGGGCGCUGCAUUACUUUUGUUAUCAUACGCUCGGGAGAUCCGGGGAUGAGGAGUUUAGCGGUGGGGAGGAGAUUGUUGCGUUCGGGAGGGAUUCCAAUGAGCGCCGAGGACAGAGGUGGUGUUUGAGGUACUCGAAGAAGGGGUGGGGGGAGAAGUUGUUUGAUGAAGAGUGUUUGGGGGUCUGAUUUUCGGUAAAAUAGUUGAAAGG
Molecule: messenger RNA, 1061 nt
Organism: Tuber melanosporum (Perigord truffle)
Lineage: Eukaryota; Fungi; Ascomycota; Pezizomycetes; Pezizales; Tuberaceae
Exons: 1
Coding region: 250-1038 (262 amino acids)
Source: RefSeq, a predicted model, not a curated record